Molecule: messenger RNA, 8056 nt
Organism: Sciurus carolinensis (gray squirrel)
Lineage: Eukaryota; Metazoa; Chordata; Mammalia; Rodentia; Sciuridae
Gene: Parp14
Product: poly(ADP-ribose) polymerase family member 14
Exons: 17
Coding region: 152-5557 (1801 amino acids)
Biological process (GO): negative regulation of gene expression
Cellular component (GO): nucleus; cytoplasm
Molecular function (GO): transcription corepressor activity; NAD+ poly-ADP-ribosyltransferase activity
Source: RefSeq, a predicted model, not a curated record
GGGUGGGGUAACUACUCCAGUCCUGGGGCAGCUCAUUUGAAGACAGAAACUAAGGGCCGGGAGGGGUUUUCCGGGAAACGAAAGCGAAAGAGGCAAAGUUGACUUCUCGGAGUCUGGACGGCCCGGGCAGUCUGGAGGAGCGGAGCCCGGGAUGGCUGAGUCCCGCUCCUUCCCGCUGCUGGUGGAGGGGUCCUGGGGCCCCGACCCUCCGAAGAACUUGAGCACCAAGUUGCAGAUGUACUUCCAGAGCCCGAAGAGAUCGGGCGGCGGAGAAUGCGAGGUCCGCCAGGAGUCCGGGAGCCCGCCCCGCUUCCUGGUGCUCUUCUUCCCCAACGACGUUCGGCAAAAUGUUCUGAAGAAAAAGAAUCAUGAGUUAGAAUGGCCAGGAAAAGGAACAUUCAAGUUAACUGUCCGGUUGCCCACAGCCUCAGAUGAAGCCCCAGUCUCUAAGGGGAAAGUUUCAGCAAACGAAUCCAAGACCAAAGAUGUCAAAGAACCAGAUGUGUCAGAAGAACUGGAUACAAAGUUGUCUCUCAAGAGUUCAUCAGAAAAAUUGGAAGCUAUCCCCACAAAAUCUGAAAACGUUCCCUGUUUGGUGGCAUUUGAAAAUCUUCCAGCACAUGUGACUGAAAUGAUGCUAAUCUUGUUAGUGGAGAACAUAAGUGACGUGCCCAGUGAUGAUUUUCAGGUGGAAAUAAUACGAGAUUUUGACGUUGCUGUGGUUACCUUUCAAAGACCUAUAGAUACCACAAAAUUUGUUAAUGAUUGUACCAGGCACCAUACAAUUCAACAACUUCAGGUCUCCCCAAGACUUCUGAAAGCCACAAAAACAAUCAGGGUCGAAAACCUGCCACCUGGUAUUAAUGUCUCCCAGUUACAACUUUUCUUUGAAAAUCCUGAUAAUGGAGGGGGAAGGAUUGCCCGUGUUGAAUGUUUUCCUGAAGAGAGUGCAGCUGUGAUUGAAUUUUGUGACAGAAAAGUGUUAGACACCAUCAUGGCCAAGAAACAUAACUUCAAUAAGAUGCCGCUGUUUGUCUUUCCCUACUAUAUCUCUUUGGGCACAGCAUUGUAUGGAAAGGAGAAGCCUCUGAUUAAACUCCCAGCACCAUUCCUAGAGUCACUGGAUAAUCCCUUAUGGAGGUUCUUUCAGAAAAAGAAUCACUUAAUUGAGGAGAUAAAUAAGGAAAUGAGACGUUAUCACUGUGAGUUAACAUGGUCCCAAGUCAACAAUAAAGUCACUGUCAGACCUGCAGCCACUUUAGUCAAUGAAGGAAGAACCAGAAUCAAGACCUGGAAGGAAGAUGCUUCCACAGCACUCUCUGCCAUCAGGUCUAAAUAUGAAGUUACCUCAUUUAAAGCAGAUCCAGUAGUGUGGAACACUGUUAAAAAUGUCUUAGAAGAAGAUAAGAUUUUGAUUGAAUUUGAUACACUUAAGGAGACUGUAACCUUGGCAGGAAAAUCAGAAGAUGUCCGAAGCAUUGACCGGCAAAUCAAGGAAUUAAUAGAAAGCACCACUGAAAAAAUUAGAAAGGAAGAGCAAAGUGUGAAGGAAAAAAUGGCCAUUUCUUCAAAAAGGUAUUUUCUUCUGAAACACAGUGGUGUCCUGCAGCAUCUAUGCGCUGACUGUGGAGAGGUGGAGAUCUGUUAUGAUGAGGCCACUCAGAACCUAUUCUUGAAGGGGCUCCGGGCAGAUGUGUAUAAGGCCAAGUGUGAAAUCCAGGAAAAGGUGUACAACAUGACCCAGAAAAACAUUCAGGUCUCUCCUGAGGUCUUUCAGUUUUUGCAGCAGGUAGACUCUGAAGAAUUCUCUAAAUCUCUUUUUAUAGCAGAGAAAAUUCUUGCCACUUACAAACUACAGGGUACGACUGUUCAUUUAACCAGUGUUGCUUCAAAUGUCCUAGUAGAAGCUGAAAAACAAAUGCUCCAUGCCUUAAAUUAUAAGCGCAUUGUAGUUGAGGACAAAGAAGUUCUUAAUGGCAAGAAGUGGAAAAUGGUAACUCAAAAUUUACAAAAGAAACAUGGUUCCUCCGCAAAUAUUGUGGUAGUCAAUGAGUUAACUUCAGGCACCCCAACUGAUAUCAUCAUUGCGGGCCGUGUGAAAGAAGUGAAUGAAAUCUAUAGCUUCCUUUCUGAUUUCCUAGAAAAACACAUGAAAAUAGAGAGAUUGGUUGAAGUAGAGUCAUCCUUGGUUAAAGCCUAUUUAAAGGCGGAAAAGCAAUUAUUUUGGUCAAAGGUAAAGAAGGUAAAUGUGCAGGUAGUUUUCAAUCAUGAGAAAAUACACAAAGGCAUUUUACUAAUUGGCUCCAAGAAAAAUGUACUGGAGGGCAUGAAUAUCGUCACACAAGUCCGGGAUUCAGUCUGCCUUAAAAAAGUCCUUAUUGAUAAGCCAGGGGCCAGGCAGUUCUUUCAGGAGAGAGCACGGUAUUGCAAAAGUGAGGCCAAACGGAUGUUUGGUUGUUUCAUUGAACUCCAAGAGGGAAAAGACCAGAAGGUGGGAGGCAUCACUGAUGGGCAGAAGUGCUUGUCUCGGAGAGAUGUGGUCCCUGGAGUUACACUAAUUGUGCAACAGGGUGACUUGGCUCAGUUUCCUGUUGAUGUGGUGGUGAAUGCAGCAAAUGAGGACCUCAGGCAUUCUGGGGGUCUUGCUGCUGCUCUCUUAAAAGUGGCAGGCCCUGAGCUUCAAGCAGAUUGCAACCAGAUAGUGAAGAGAGAGGGUAGACUCCUACCUGGCAAUGCUGUGGUCUCAACAGCAGGAAAGCUGCCUUGCCACCGUGUGAUCCAUGCAGUGGGGCCCCGGUGGAAGGAUGAUGAGGCCCCGAGGUGUGUGCACCUGUUAAGGAAAGCUGUGGAACAAAGUCUCCUUUUAGCUGAGGAAUACAAGUGCCAAUCCAUAGCCAUCCCAGCUAUUAGUUCUGGAAUCUUUGACUUUCCCUUAUAUCGGUGUGUGGAGACCAUUGUUUUGACCAUCAAAGAAUACUUCCAAUAUAAGCCAGAUGGACGCACCUUGAAGGAGAUUUACCUUAUGGACAUGUCUGAGAAGACUGCUGAGGCCUUUGCUAAAGCUGUGGAAAUUAUAUUUAAAGACACCCCAGCUAAUACAGCUUCCCUGCCACGUACAACUUCUUUGGUCAGUGUGCCAGCAGCAGUCCCGCCUGUUAAAAUAUCAGAGAAAGAUCUGUGUCUGAUAUCCCCGGAAGGCCUGAAGAUCCAGUUGGUGAAAGAAAGUGUACAGAAUGCUAAGACCGAUGUUGUUGUCAACUCCAUUCCCUUGGAUCUUGAGCUCAAUAAAGGGCCCCUUUCACAGGCCCUCUUAAAAGAAGCUGGACCAGAACUCCAAGUGGAGUUGUAUGCAGCUAGACACAAAGAAAAUAUCGAUGUGGGCACAGUUAUCCAAACCAAUGGUUACAAUCUGCACUGCCGUUAUGUGCUUCACGUGAUGGCUGCACACUGGGACCACGGCACAUCUUCACAAAAGAUCAUGGAAAACAUCAUCAGAGAGUGUUUGAAGAUCACUGAGAAACUGUCCUUGAAAUCAAUUACAUUUCCAGCAAUAGGAACAGGAAAUCUGGGAUUUCCUAAAACCGUAUUUGCUGAACUGAUCACUUCAGAAGUGCUCAAAUUUAGUAGCAAAAAUCAACUAAAAACACUAGAGAAAGUUCAUUUUCUGCUGCACCCAAGUGAUCAUGAAAAUAUUCAGGCAUUUUCAGAUGAAUUUGCCAAAAGGAAAAAUGGAAAUCUUAGUGACAAAAUCCCCAAGGCUGAAGAUACAAAAGGUUUCUAUGGGACUGUAUCCAGCCCUAAUUUAGGAGUGCAUGAAAUGCAGAUUGGCCCUAUCCUCUUCCAGGUGGCCUCUGGAGAUAUCACCAAAGAGGCAGCAGAUGUGAUUGUAAAUUCAACAUCAAAUGCUUUUAAUCUCAAAGCAGGUGUCUCCAAAGCAAUUUUAGAAGGUGCAGGAAAACCUGUGGAAGUGGCAUGUUCUCGCUUAGCUCAACAAGGCAACAAUGAGUAUAUAAUUACAGAAGGUGGAUUAUUGAGGUGCAAGAAUAUCAUUCAUGUUAUUGGUGCAAAUGAUGUCAAGAAAUCAGUUUCCUGUGUUUUGCGAGAGUGUGAAAAACGGAAUUACUCAUCCAUUUGCCUCCCAGCCAUUGGGACAGGACAAGCCCAACAAAACCCAGAUAAGGUCGCUGAAGGCAUAAUGGAUGCCAUUGAAGACUCCAUCCGCAAAGGAUCAGUCCAGUCUGUGAAAAAGAUUAAAGUUGUUAUCCUUCUGCCCCACAUACUGGAUGUGUUUUAUACGAACAUGAAAAAAAGAGAAGGGUCUCAGGCUCCCUGCAAGCCAUCCGUGAUGUCUAAAUUUGCCGCUAUGUUGGGCUUUUCAAAGCAAUCUCCCCCAAAACGGAAUCCCUUGGUUUUGGAAAAGAAAACAGAAUGGGCAGUUUUCCAGGUGUGUGGUGAAAAUAUAAACAGUGUGGACAAAACUAUCUCCUGGCUACAAGAGCUGAUUAAAAAGGAGCAGUGUCUUUAUGCCUCUGAUGAUGAGUGUAUCAAAGACUUUGAUGAAAAGGAGUAUCAGAAACUGAAUAAACUACACAAGACCUUAAAUAUCACCAUUGCCCUGAACCAGAAGAAACCUUUAAUUGAGGUUCGGGGAAUUAGCAGAGAUGUGAUGCAGGCUCGAAAUGAAAUUGAGGAAAUGAUCAAGAGUGUUCAACUGGCCAAAGAAAAGGAAAACCGGGCAGACUGCAUCAGUGAAUUUAUAGAAUGGCAAUAUAAUGACAGUAACACUUUUCAGCCUUUUGACAAAAUGACCAAUUUGCAAUUGGAGGAUGCAAGGAGAGCAAAGAAUAGUGACGUCACUGUCAAAAUUAAUAAUCAGAAUUACACAGUGAACCUGAAAAACUGCACUGCCACAGGUCCAAAUGGACAAAGUUUAACUGUUCAGCGGCUCACAAAAUCUGAAGUUGAAAUCCCUGAGCACUGGAGUGACAUGAAGCAGCAGAAUUGGUGUGUGGUGGAGCUGCAGCCGAAGGAUCCAGAAUACAUCACUGUGGCAAACAAGUUUAACCAGACCUGCUCACACUUUACCAUAGAGAAGAUUGAAAGGAUCCAGAAUCCAGAUCUCUGGAAUAGCUACCAGGCAAAGAAAAAAACCAUGGAUGCCAAGAAUGGCCAGUGGCAAAAUGAGAGACAACUCUUCCACGGAACAGAUGCUGCCUCUGUGCUGUAUGUCAAUGGGAAUGGCUUUAACCGCAGUUAUGCUGGAAAGAACGCUGUGGCUUUUGGAAAGGGAACGUAUUUUGCUGUUAACGCCAUUUAUUCUGCCAAUAACACAUACUCCAGACCAGAUGCAAAUGGGAGAAAGCAUAUGUAUUAUGUGCGAGUACUUACUGGAAUGUAUACACGUGGACACAGUUCAUUAAUUGUGCCUCCUUCAAAGAAUAAUCAAAAUCUGACGGACCUGUAUGACACUGUCACAGAUAAUGAAAAAAAUCCAAGUAUCUUUGUAGUAUUUUAUGACUAUCAAGCAUACCCAGAGUACCUCAUUACUUUUAGAUAACAUUUUGGGUUCUUUCUCAAAAGACAUUAUUCAUUUGUACAUACCUAGUUGUAAAAGUAAGUUUUUGAUUUUAAAAAACUUCCUAAGAACUUUUUCCAAGAUCAAAAUAUCCUCCUGUGGCACUGAAAUCAAACUUGUCUCAGCUUCUUUUUCAUAAUGGAAAUGAACUAUCUUGAGAGCAAAUAAAUUUGAGAAUUUGGUUAACAGAGUUACAACUGUGUGUCCAGAGGUGUGGACAUCAAACCUGUGGGAAAGGAACAGGUUUUAUAUUUUCAGGAAGGAGAGAACUAUAGUCUCACAGACAGAAGACACAACCAGGCAAUUCCAGCUGCCACUAGGGGGAGGACACAGCUGGAAUCACAUCAGGAUACCAUAGUGCUGUGGGGAAGAUGGUGUCACUAAGUGCCAGGGUGGCUGUCUUCCCUGGGGGCCAGCAUGAUGUCUUGUUCACGUUUUUGUCCUUGGAUUGAGGUCUAUAUCUGAGGUAAAGUGGAUGUUCCAUAGUGUUUGAUACAUCAUUUUAGAAUUAAAAAGCCUACCUAGACAGAUUCCUACACAGAGUAGGAGCUGUCUCAUCAAUAUCCUUCACCUAUUUUGCCUUUUCGUCAGAUUGAACAGAUCCCACCACAGGGAACUUCUUCCUUCACGAACCAGCCCAGGCCAUGUGGGACAGCCUGAGCUAGGGCUCUGGCUACAGUGUGCUUGCACCUUGCACAAAUGGGCACUUGUGGUUUAGCUUGUGGUCUAGGUUAAUUGCAUCUCAUGGUGUUGUGCAGCCCAGAAGCCACUCUACCUGCCAAACACGGAACCCAAAUUUGCCUUCUUGCAAUGUCUACUCACUGGUAUUGACGCUGCCCAGGGAAAACAACAGGAUGAUCUUCAGUGGAUACCUUCCUACGCAGCUGAGAUGACGGACUGUAAUUUACACAGCAAAUUUCUGUUAGCAGCCUAGCUUUUGACAGUUUUAAAGCUGUGUGUAUAUUUAUAUAAGCCAGGGGAAUUAAGCAGUCGUAUUGCUAAUUUGAUAACUCAUUAUGUAUUGGAUGGUAAAGUUGGUUUUUAUUUAACUUCCUCAGGUAAAUUUCAGAUUCAAACACCAUUUAUUGAGCAUAUAGGUCAUACCAGAGUCUAACAGGUGCUCUGACAUACAUUAUUUUAUUCAUAAAUAAUCAUGUGAGUUAAGAAUUAUAUUUUAAGGCUGAGGAAACAUGUUCAGAGUGCAAGAAGCCUCCUUGCCUGAGGUCACCUAGGCAGGAAUCUCUGGAGCCAGCCACUAAGUCUUGGUGCCUUGGUGCCUUUCACUCUUCUUUCCGCCACAGAACAUGGUCUCUAAGUUAAUGCCAUUUAUUCAGUAGUAUCCCAGACAAUCUUGGAAAUAUUCCCGUAUUUCCUUCACUUUUUUCCUUCUGGCUGUGGUUUCCAUUACAUCUCCUCAUUCGAAGUUCUGUAGGCCAAGAAGCCAGAGCUGAUGCUGAUGUGAAGCCAGUGCAGAUGGUACACCUGGAUGCUGGGAUGGCUGGGAGGAUACAGCGCUCUUCCCUGGCCACUGGGAGCAACACCAGACCUUCCAGUGGAGGAGGGUGAGGAGGCCACAGGUGCUGCUCCAUUGACACAGAGGUCUUGCAACUUCUGCUCUUUAUUUAUAUUUGGUAUGGCUUAGAAGUGGCUUCCUGGCCAAUGGCAUCUGAACUCAGCACUAACAACGUGGAAUAAAAAAGAGAGACCUGCUUUCAUUUGCUUUUGUUCUCCAGUGGUUUGGUUGACUCAGGGCAAGGCUGAAAGCAGGGUGUGUUGCACUUAUGAGUAAUGAUCUACUCAGUAAAUGUUAUGGUUAUCAUCAAUCUAAAUAAUGAUAUCAAAGAUGUUGCUUCCAUCCUUUUUGGGUAAAAUUACUUGAAAAAUUGUCACUUGGUAGAAGACACUUUUCUCCCAAAGGGCAAAUGCAGGGGAGCUUAAUGCUAAACAGUGGCCGCUGCUAAUAAAAAGCCACAACUAAACAUGACAGCAUCGAGGAAUGCUCGGAGUACUAAUAUCCAGCUGGGAAGUACAGGAAGGGAGGGGCACAAUACAGGAAUAGUUCAGUAAAUUUGGAGGGAAACUUGACCCCCAGCAAGUAGCUCCUGCUCAAACAGGCCUGCGUUGAGCCUGUGAUAGGUCCUGGUGGCUCUCUAUAAGGUCAGAGGUUCUGAAACUUUUUUGGUAUUUAAAUCACCUGAGGUGUUUGCUGAAACCGUAAGUUUGGGCCCCAUCUCAAAGGAGUCUGUAGUUGUGCCUAGGAGUCUGCAUUUUCAGCAAGCACCUCAAAUGAUUCUGAUAGCCCAGAGACCCAGGGUCAUCAGGACUUUCAUGAGCCCCAGAAACUUUUGCCUUUGUAGGCCCCUUAGUACCUAAAAAGUUUUAAAGUUCUCCUUUGCAACUGCAUUGAUAUAAAAUAUGAAUGUAAUUGAGACUGGUUUAUAUUUUUUCUGAUAUUAAAAGAAAUUAAAACAUUUUUGUGGA